AUGACAGCCAUUUCCUCCCUCAAAUCGGCCGUUGGCCUUACCAGCGAUGAUGCCUCAAAACCCGCGACAAGAGAAGCCAUGUCCGAAGCCAAACUCCCAAUUCAAUACCGCGAUAGCUGUGCGAACCUGUUGAUCCCGCUUAAUCGAUGUCGGUUCGAGACUUAUUAUUUGCCGUGGAAAUGUGAGACGGAACGACACAGUUAUGAGAAAUGCCAGUAUGUGGAGUUUAAGAAGAGGGUUGCGAAGAUGGAUGAGUUGAGGAAGGCGAAGGGUGGGAAGAGGAGUAAUUGA
Glarea lozoyensis ATCC 20868 is the source of this 291-nucleotide messenger RNA. RefSeq lists its product as uncharacterized. Gene Ontology annotation, cellular component: mitochondrion. Bases 1 to 291 code for a protein of 96 amino acids. NCBI's taxonomy places the organism in Eukaryota, Fungi, Ascomycota, Leotiomycetes, Helotiales, Helotiaceae. The record is from RefSeq and is a predicted model, not a curated record. The transcript is spliced from 3 exons.